CUAGAUGGCAGUAAAGCAGAGACUAAUUAAUAAACAUCAUCCGUUUGUUCGGACGAAACGCUCGUCGAUACAGAGAAGCUAGCUAACAUGUCGGAAUACAACGCAGUUCAAAAAAGCUCUUUAAAACUGAAAGGAGUCUCUGUAGCAAGUAAAAAGAAAAAGAAAAAGGACAAGGAAAGGAAGCGUUUAGAGGAGCAGGCUUUGGCCAGUCAAAACAAAGAAGGAACGAAGAAAGUUUAUGUUGAUAAAAGGACACCAGCACAGAUUGCGUUCGACAAAAUACAAGAGAAACGGCAAAUGGAAAGAAUUUUAAAGAAGGCCUCCAAAACACACAAAAGAAGAGUUGAGGAUUUCAACAGACACCUGGACGCACUGACAGAGCAUUACGACAUUCCCAAAGUCAGCUGGACGAAAUAAAUAUCUAUGGAUUUUCGACUGGGUGAAUUCAGAGCAAAAUCAUCUGCUCUGAUGUUACCAUACAUGCUGAUUGCUUACUCUUCAACAAAGUCCAGGGUUAAUUUUUUUUUGCUCCGUUUUCAUUUUCCAUUUGAGAAGUACUGAAAUGAUUCAUUGUAUAUUUCGAUUUACAAAUUGUAAAGAUAUUCCUUAAGGUCAUUUGCCUGUUAUUGAUCAUUAUGUUUUGCAGCUUUUGAUUAAACUAUUUAAGCUUUUGAUUGGGUUUUGUUUAUUGUAAGGCUUGACCGCCAAAUACGCAGUCAAAGUGUUUUAUUUGUUGCAUUUAGUCUUGGAAUAUUUCUGAAUGGUUAUGGUGGCCCCAAAACAUGUUUGAAAUAUAACUCUAUGUAAAAGCAUAAGUCACUGUUGGUUUAAGAGUAACUUGUUUCACAUAUAAAGUCAUAAAUAAAGUCAGCAAACAGCAC
This is a messenger RNA of Carassius auratus (goldfish), 881 nucleotides long. Its product is annotated as protein FAM32A-like. NCBI's taxonomy places the organism in Eukaryota, Metazoa, Chordata, Actinopteri, Cypriniformes, Cyprinidae. Bases 88 to 417 code for a protein of 109 amino acids. The transcript has 4 exons. Gene Ontology annotation, cellular component: nucleolus. The record is from RefSeq and is a predicted model, not a curated record.